Molecule: messenger RNA, 5649 nt
Organism: Brugia pahangi
Lineage: Eukaryota; Metazoa; Nematoda; Chromadorea; Rhabditida; Onchocercidae
Source: the annotation of a GenBank genome assembly
AUGUCUGAUUCGGAGUGUAACAGUAACACUGAUGGAUCAGCAGAUGAUAGUAGUCUGAGUGAUUUGGAAAUGGAUAUCGAAAAUAAUGAUGGACACUAUUCCGACGCAGAAGCGGCAAUGGAUGUGGAUGGAGAAGAGGUUACAUCACCAUUUCAGAAGGAAGUUUGGCAAUUAAAACAUUUGCCAUAUUAUGAAGAAAUGCAAAAAGAAGCUGAUGACCAUUUUAGGCACAUUAAGGUUGGUUUGGUCCAUGCUGUAAUGCUGCGAGAUAUACGACCUGGUUUUGUUCAUUGGAUAUGUGAAUUAGAUAAAUAUAUCAAUUUAUAUUCACGCCGUUUCACAAAAGCAGAUCAUAUCGCUUUGGUGAAGUUAUGCUAUGCUUGCAUGACAAUGAAAGGAGCUGAUUUUCGGAUAGUGAAAAUAUGCGCUCAAUCUCUCUCAAAUUUGCUAUUUCGAAGGGAGUUACUGUCAAGAGAUGAUAUACAGCUUGAAUGGAAACCACUCUACGAUAUCUAUGUGGAAGUGAGCUUCAAAAGUUUGGAGGAGGAUGGGGUGUUGCUGUUACCGGAUGGGAUGAAAACAUCAUUGGAGCAAGUAAUUAUACACUGCAGGACCUAUUUUAGCUUGAAUUCCACACGGGAAAUUCUAGAUGAAGUACGACCGUACAUAUGUCCAUGGGAUGAGAGCAUGUCACGAGCAGUAUGUUUAUUGAAUUUGUUUCUGCCAACUUGUAUGGAGCAAGAAAUGCAUAUGAAAUAUGGUGCCGGUUUAUGGUUCGAUGAAAUGUGGCAUUGGUUUACAGUUCUUGAAACAAAUUCAUCGUAUGAAUCUAAGAUAGAAGGACUUUUAGCUCGCUUAUCACGUGAGUGUCCUGGUUUAAUCGAUUGGCAUGAUAAAUACGACAUAAUAAUGACGCGGGUAUUACGUGCACUUAAUUUGGAGAUAGGGCAAGGUACUGAACGAGUCAACAUUUGUUCUACUACUUCAUUUCAUCUUGAUCAUGCUGCUAUUUGGUUAGCAUAUAUGCUUGGUGGACCAAAUAAUGGAGUUCAGAAUCAUCUCACUCGUCUUUUCCGUUCAUUGGAAUCAUACUUUCACCCUUCGAAUUAUGGUCAUCAUUCUAUUACAAUACUUCAUUUUUUGUUGAGAUUGGUUAAUUCUGUUUGCAAUAGAUUACACAAGGAGCGAUACCAAAAACCUAGCUGCCAUCCACAGGUUCCAGCAAAUCUUCGUUUAACAAAUGCACAAUUGGAUGAGUUUGUAGAGUCUGUAUUGCCAUGUGCUAAACUUGCAUUAUUUGCAAAAUAUAAAAUGGAGUAUGCACCUGCUAUAAUUCGUAAUCUAUCGCAAAUAGCACCGCGAAUUGUUGUACCAGCAGUUCUUGAUUUGGUAUAUCCUGCAUUAGAGACAGUAGUUGAACCUCAUCGCUUGGUACAGUCUAUGAAUGCGUUAAUAGCAGUUUGUGUUACAUUAGUUCGUGAUGAUUCUAAUUUGGGCAGUCACAAACGUGCUCCAUUACAUACAAUGGAAGAACUUUCCGAUAAACCAUAUCGUAGUCAUGCCAUUGCACUUCUUAAUUCAGUUUUACCUGGUUUAGAUGCUAAUGAUAUUUCAAAAAUGCUGCUAACAUUUCAGAUCAUAAAUUUGCUGAUAACAUUGGUACCCAUUGUUGAUUGUUCGGAAGCUAUUCAUGUACGAAACGAUUUAACAGAGGAAGAGCAAGAAGUUUGUUCAGCAACAGCAAAUUUCGAAACAAUUGUGCAAAAUCUUUUAGAUAAGAUGAUAGAGAUAAUUCAUGUUUUUACGGGUGGUGCACCAGCAGUAACGACAGUACAAGGUUCAUUGGGUGCUAAAUCACAAUCAAAAUUAUCAGUGGAAGAAACGGUGAUAAAACGAGGCAUAUUUUCUGUAUUUCGUGCUCUUCUUGGUAACUGCAGCACAGCAAUUUAUAAAAUUGCUAUAGAUAAAUUAUAUGAUUUCAUUUCCACAAAUAUGUAUGAUAGCCGAUUGGCUGCGGACACCGUUUCAGAAAUGAUUUUCUGCGCUGUUAGGACAAAUCCACGGCAAUCCCUGGAUCUAUUCUUGGAUUUGAUUACAGAGAAAUUGGUUCCACUAAUAACAGAAGAAACAUAUGAAGAAGAAGAAUUAGACUCCACAGUGGUAUGGUAUAUUAUUUUGGCUUCGCAACUCUUUAGAGCAUCAGGAAUGUAUAUUUUAUCACACAAGACAAGAAUGCUAAAUUUAUUGCGAAUGAUUGUGCCUUUGACAUGUCGUACGGCAUGUGAGCUAUCGUGUAAUGCAUUGGAAUGCAUGUUAACAGGUUUAACAAAUAUAUAUACUGAUAGCAGCGAAUAUAGACGUGAAAAACUUGACCAACCAUUCGAGAAACAUCUUCCAAUAAGAGAUUGGGCAAAAGUAACGGAUAAAAAAACUUUCCAAUUGAAAUGGCAUAUACCAACUGAUGAGGAGUUUCAGCUAGCAUACGAUGUGCUGGACGAAUUUUUCUAUCCAGAAUUAGAAAAACUAACGAAUGCAGAUUCCCUUUCAAAGACAGAAAUGUUAAAAUCUUUGGAAAUAAUAUGUAGUUGUUUGGCUGGUGUAUCUGCUGCAUUACCACCUCUUGGUGGAAAAUUGAUAACAUUGAUAGAAUCACCAGUGAAAGUUUAUCCUUUUCAGUUUGUUGCUGCUCCAAGUUAUGUAAAAGAAAUGACGUAUAAAGGGACGAAUGUACGAGAUUUUGUAUUGAAACGAGUAAAAAGUGUUGCGGAAUAUUUGGUACUAAAUCGAGAAAAUGAUACGAAAUCCUUGUCAGCUGUAUGCAAAAUUUUACAUAUUCUCGUUUUUCAGCGUGGAAUUGAUCGCACGAAAUUCGAUUUGCAAAACCAAAAUUAUAUAUUAUCGAAAAGAAUUGUUGGUGAUACAGUGCAAGGAAACAGAGCAAACAUAGAGCUGGUCACUACCGAGUUUCUGAUGCUGCAGCAUCAUAAACGAACACUGGCACGUUCCGGAUAUUAUUUUACUGCGCAACAUUUGGAAAUAAUGAAAUUACUGGUGCGAUUAGGUACAAGUCUCUACAGUGCUACUCGAAUUGAUGCCCAAAGGAUAUUAGAUGGCUGCAUUCAGACAUUUCCUUAUUCAUACCUACUUGUGCUGGAUGAUAUACUUGCAUUUCUUAAGGAAUCAUCCGAUAUAUCCCAUGAACAAUUCAAAGGUGCAUUAUAUAUGCUUUUAAAUGGUAAGAGAUUAGCAAUUUGUGUUCGACAAAAUUGGAGUACAUUAUUACGAGUUUGGCCAGCACUUAUUGAAGCGCAACAUUCCGAGAAGCCUUCCGUAAUUGGUCUGUUGGAAUUGGCUCAAAACACUCUUGUCGAUAAUUUCGAAUCAUUUCAGAUCAACUUUUGGUUGCCGGAUGGACCGGUUGUUGCCGCGCGAGAAUUGUAUGCAGCAGGUGGUGGUGAAAAUAUACAUCAACCGGCAUGGGCAUUACCUACUGAUGAAGAGAUUGAAGCUGCUAUUGAAAGAGAAAAUACUGCAUGCGAAGAAAAACAAAAACUGUAUUAUUUGCUUUGUGAUCGUUUGGUUGCACUCAGUACGGAUGCAAAUCUUCAUUGGCGACAUGUUGACAUGGCACAGUCUUUACUUUCAUUGCUUAUCAGACGAGAUGUGCCGUUUCCACCAGAUGCUGUUAAAUUGUUUAUUCGUUUACUUGUGAACGAUACUGUUAAAACGAGACGCAUGGCAACUGGAUUAAUAGCUGCAUGGUUACAUAUUACAAAACCUCGAGCCGUAAAAAUACCUUUUGAAAAUCCGAUUAAAGAAGAAAAUGUUGGUCCUGGUGCAGAAUGGCCCAUAAAAUAUGGUUUUCGAAUGGACAAUCUAAUAACAAUGUAUAAUAGAGAAAAAGUACCACGAACGGCAAAAGACUGGAAUGCUACAGUGUUUUUCAGCAAAACUCAUUGGGGCUUCUAUACUUGGCCAAAGGUUUUGAAAGUUUACGCACCAGCAAAUGAACAAAAAGCGAUUAAUCGUAAACUGGAAGAAUUAAGUGAAACUGAACGUUUCAUUGUGGAAAUAUUUUGUGAUGAUGAAUUUGCGGAAAAAUUUCGUCAAUAUAUGAGUGUUGAAGAGAAGAAAGGUGAAGAAGCAUUCGAUGCCAUUGCGUUCGGUUUAUUUUACGGCAUUUUUCGGAACUAUAAUGAUCUUAUGCUUCCAAUUUUUAAGAAACAUUUGGAAAUUCUGCUUGCAAGUGAUAAGGAAGGUGAUCAACGAUUAGCAUCAGAAAUAGUUGCGGGACUGUUAAAUGGCAGUAAACUUUGGUCAUUCGAGAAGAUUUCAGCAAUGUCGAAUUGGCUUAAACCUUUAAUAAGUAGUUGCUUGGAAACAAUAAAAACUGAAAAUGUCAAAAAUUGGGGAACAGCUAUUGCGACAGUUUUCGGUUCAGCUGACCCGAAAGCGCUUUCAUGGUUUAUUGAAAUGCUUCUUGAGUUAUGCAUGAAGCCAACGGAUAACAGCUUUCAUGCUACUACGCGAAUGUAUUUUGUGCAAGGUGCUUUAAAUCAGUGUGAAUGGCGAGUAACAGAAUUAUGGAAUCAGCUGUUUCAAAAAUGUUUGGGAACUAUGGAAGAAUCAUAUCAGAAUUUACGUGAACGUAUUGGCUCUAGUAUUGCUACCAUUGUAUGGUUUGAUUUGAGUCAUUUAUACAUUGAUCCACGACUGCCAAAGAAAUUUCAUCCAAUGAAAAUUGACGACGUAAUGGGUAAAAUUAGUGCAAAAUUAGAACUUUUGUGGUCUGAAGUCGCCGUUGCAAAACGGGAUGAUGACGAAGUAGAGGAUAUUUGUUUGGAUAGAAACAUGGCGAUUAGUAAUGGUGAAGGCAAUGGCCGAAAAAAAGCAAUUAUGACAUUUAAAUGUGCAUUAAAUUAUUUAAACGCACACUGGGUGCAUUCGUUCACUGCCUUACCGCCUGCUAUUUUUAAUGUUUUACCCUUGCUCAUACAUUUUGAAAAUGAAACAAGCGACGAGGAAUUAAAAAAUAGUUGUCAUGAUCAAUUGCGCCAAGGAAUGUCACAAACUCUUAUUGUGGCAAGCAAUGUAGAAAUGGUUUUGUGUGGCAUUAAAGAGUUAGCUUCAUCUGCUGCUUCUUGGUGGAAACCGAAAGUUUCGCUGCUAAAAUACAUGCAAGUUGCUGUAUUCUCCAAUUUCUUCCUUUUCCUUCAUCAUCGCCCAUUUUUACAAUCUAUUCUCUGCUCCAUGAUACUUGAUCCAAAAUUUGAAGUGCGUGAAGCUGCUGCUACAACACUAUCAGGUCUUAUCCACUGUCACUUCUUGGACGUGGACCACUUAAUUGUUGAGACAUUUUACGAAUGGUCUCGAGAGGAGAAUGGUACAAAACGACAUGCCGGUGUCUUAGCUCUUUCUGCUAUUGUUCAGGCAUUUCCAUACAGCGUUCCAUCAUUCUUGCCGAAAAUCCUGAUGCAACUUUGUCGUCACACUUGUGACAAACAACCUAUGCAAGAUACAGUGAAGAAAGCGUUGAGUGAAUUCAAGCGUACUCAUCAAGAUAAUUGGCAUGAACAUAAGAUGCAGUUCAGUGAAGAUCAACUUUCCAUUCUGACAGAUCUGUUCGUUUCACCCAAUUAUUACGUCUGA